AUGCGUAAGAUACUAAUUGCAGCUAUUGGAGUUCAUGUGUUCCAACAAAUAUGUGGAGUGGAAGGUAUUUUGUUAUACAGUCCAAGGGUGUUUGAGAGAGCAGGAAUGAUAGGGAAGAGCAAUCUCCUUCUAGCUACAGUUGGCAUGGGAAUUAGCCAAGCUUUGUUUACAUUCCUAUCAGCUUUCUUGUUGGACAGAGUUGGGAGGAGGAUUCUGCUGUUGAUCAGUGGAGGAGGUACGAUUGUGACACUUUUAGGUUUGGGUGUUUGCAUGGCCAUUGUGGAGCAUUCAAAAGAAAAGCAAUUAUGGGCAGUGAGUUAUAUUAUUGUGUUUAUCUACAUCUUUGUAGCUUUUGCGGGCAUUGGUUUUGGACCUAUAACAUGGGUUUAUAGUUCUGAGAUUUUCCCGCUAAGGUUAAGAGCACAAGCUCUUGGUGUUUGUGUGACAGUGAAUAGAAUUUCAAAUGUUCUAGUGGUUACAAGUUUCAUUUCAGUUUAUAAAAAGAUUAAAAUGAGUGGGAGUUUGUUUAUGUACACUGGUAUCACUGCUUUGGCUUGUUGGUUCUACUUUACCUUACCUGAAAAUGAGGGGUUGGGGUUGUAG
Messenger RNA from Vigna radiata var. radiata (mung bean), 603 nucleotides. RefSeq names its product probable polyol transporter 3. Gene Ontology annotation, molecular function: myo-inositol:proton symporter activity. The record is from RefSeq and is a predicted model, not a curated record. Gene Ontology annotation, cellular component: membrane. The coding region runs from base 1 to 603 and encodes 200 amino acids. NCBI's taxonomy places the organism in Eukaryota, Viridiplantae, Streptophyta, Magnoliopsida, Fabales, Fabaceae. Gene Ontology annotation, biological process: transmembrane transport. The transcript has a single exon.